AUGGCCGACAACUCCAGCCAGGGCCUCUUCUCCCGCCGCCCCUCGUUUUUCGGCGGCAAGACCAAGGGACAAGGACACAAGCAAACAAACUCGACCCUCGCGCCGCCCGCCCUCAACAUCACCCCCGCGGCCAACCCCGGGCUAAAGACACCCCCUCUUGAACUCGACCAAUACGAGUUUCCCGCCCGCCUCGCAGCGACGCCACCACGACGCAGGCACGCCAGCAGCAGGCACAGCAUCGCCUCGUCCGUCACCGAUCUCGGGUCCACGCUGCGGAGGUCACGGUCCGCCUCGCUUCGCACCAACGCGUCGGCCUCGUCCUCGCAUAAGAGGACCCCCUCGGCCACCCUGGCCCUCACCUACUCCCCCGAGAAGGCCCCCGUGCCCGCCAGUGUGACGAAUGCUUCGCGGCCCGCCCUCUCCAUAUCCACCUUUUCGCGCAGCAAGCAAAAAAGCAGCGAGAACGUCAAGACCGAGGGUGGCAGUGUCCAACAACCCCAGGCCCAGGUCUACGAGAAGAGCCCCCUCAGCGCCGUCGACAAGCCCAAGACUCCCUUCGGCAACAUGGCUGUCCCCAUCCCGCUGCGCCAUCCCCCCUCCCAGAAGGAGAUCCUCCAGGCAAACCAGCAGUCCAACCGCACCUUAGCACCUGCCGCGCCCAUCCCCGUCCCCAACGGCUCCAACCCCAACCUCGUCUUCCAGCAUAUCCACGAGCUCGCCUCGAAGCGCAUAUCCACCCUCGACUACUUGAGGAAGGCCCACGAAGGCCGCAUCUACUGGUUCAACACGCUCCUCUUCUCCAAAACAGACCUCACGCGCCUCCCCUCCUUCACAACGCGCAACCAAGCCCGGCGCGCCACCCACUACCUGCUCCUCGGCUUCUCGCUCCCCACCAUCCUCGACCUAAACGCCAAUUCCCCGUCCGACUACCUCAAAGCCCUCAACGCCCUCUUACUAGAAUUCGAACAAUACCAGUCCAUCCACCCGGCCGACGGCUCCACCCCAUCGUCCCUCUCCCGCGCCCGCCUCCCCCAGAUGUUCAAGCGCGCAAACAUGGGCAUGGGAAUGGGAAUGGGCAUGUCAAUGGGCAGUAAAGGCCGGCGGUCCAGCAGCGCAAAUGGCGAUUUCCCGCUCCUCACUCCAAGCAACAGUUUCACCGGGUCGGAAACAAGCGGUGGUAUGGGCGGCGGCUUCGACUCCCCGCCUACAACAGACGAUUCCUUGCUUCCGAAUGAAAGCUACACGCAUCUCCAGACCCCGAGUCUGCCUUUCGACCCCGAUUUCUUCAGCACGUUUGCUACGCUGUGCGAUGUCUUGAUUGAUUGUUAUACGAAGAUACUGAGUAUGCUCAGUACGCCUGAGAGUGUGGCGAGUGCGGGGGGUGGCGUACCCAGUUUGGUGGGUGAUUUGUUUAAUAAGGCGGAUGCGCGCGUGAGGAAGAUUAUUCUUGCGGGGGUUGUGCGCGAGUUUGAGGAUAGUUGUCGGGCGGGGCUCAAGAGUGAGGUGGGAGGUGUGGGAAAGGUUGUUCUUGGGGGGUUGAUGUAG
This is a messenger RNA of Alternaria arbusti, 1545 nucleotides long. RefSeq lists its product as uncharacterized. The transcript is spliced from 2 exons. Bases 1 to 1545 code for a protein of 514 amino acids. The record is from RefSeq and is a predicted model, not a curated record. Lineage: Eukaryota; Fungi; Ascomycota; Dothideomycetes; Pleosporales; Pleosporaceae.